AUGGGUGGUACAUAUUCUGUCAUUGUAGAUAUUUCCAUGGAUACUAAAAAUAAUGCUCCAACCACAUACUAUGGGAAUAGUAUAGGCCUCACCAGGAAAGAUGAACCAGAGAUUAGAAAGAGUGAUGAAGGUGAGGAGAAACAACCACUCCAGAAUUACAAAAUUUAUAAACAUGAGCUUCCGGACAAUAGUGGAUGGUCAUCAAGUACUUAUGAACUAAAGGCUGUAAAUCAUAAUGGAAAUCGGCAAUUUGGACUUGAUACGGUCGGAUUUAAAGAUCAUAAGACAGUGGAAGUGGUAUACUGGUUAAAUGAUUAG
Theileria equi strain WA is the source of this 318-nucleotide messenger RNA. RefSeq lists its product as hypothetical. Bases 1 to 318 code for a protein of 105 amino acids. The transcript has a single exon. Lineage: Eukaryota; Apicomplexa; Aconoidasida; Piroplasmida; Theileriidae. The record is from RefSeq and is a predicted model, not a curated record.